GUCAUUUUUGCUUUUGAAACUUUCUCCUGCAAAACUCCCUCACUUUCCUCUCUGGAAAAUGAAGCUAAAGCAAUGGACUAUAGCUGCAACAAUCUGCAGCAUUCUCCUCCAAAUCUACCCAACAUUAUCCGAGAAGAUCACGAGCUUACCGGGACAGCCCCCGGUGAGUUUCCAGCAGUACUCGGGUUACAUCACCGUCGAUGAGAAGCAGCACAGAGCUCUCUUCUACUACUUUGCUGAGGCAGAAACAAGCCCCACUUCGAAGCCUCUCGUCCUCUGGCUGAAUGGAGGACCAGGAUGUUCAUCUGUCGGGGCUGGAGCAUUCUCCGAGCACGGGCCCUUCAAGCCCAAAGGAGACAAUCUUCUUAAGAAUGAGUAUAGCUGGAACAAAGAAGCAAACAUGCUGUAUUUGGAAUCCCCUGCCGGAGUCGGCUUCUCGUACUCAGCGAACACAACUUUCUACAAACUCAUCAAUGACAAGAUUACAGCGUGGGAUAAUCUUGUGUUCCUCGAGAACUGGUUAAAGAAGUUCCCGCAGUACAAGAGCCAAGAUCUGUACAUUGCAGGGGAGAGCUACGCAGGACAUUAUGUUCCACAACUUGCACAGCUCGUGGUUCAGUCCAAGAAGUUCAACGUGAAGGGAAUAGCCAUUGGGAAUCCUCUUCUGGAGUUCAACAUCGACCUCAAUUCCCGGGCCAUGUACUUGUGGUCCCAUGGGCUGAUCUCAGACUCGACCUAUGAGAAGUUCACCUUCGUGUGCAACUUCUCAACCAUCCAAAGGCAAGCGGGGAGUGGCACCCUCACUCCGGUUUGCCAGAGUGUGAAUAACAUUGCUGGAAGAGAAGUCGGCAACUUGAUCAACGCAUAUGACAUCACCCUCGACGUCUGCUUGUCCUCCGCUGCUUCUCAGUCUAUUAAGCUGAAUCAACUCCAAGAUACCGAGGAGAUAGAUGUCUGCGUAGAGGAUGAGACAUUCAAGUACUUGAACAGGAAAGAUGUGCAGGCAGCUUUUCAUGCUCGGCUGGUCGGUGUCACAAGAUGGUCCAUUUGCAGCAAGGUGCUCCACUAUGACUACCAAAAUCUCGAAGUGCCCAUGAUUCCGGUGUUGUCCAAGCUCGUAAAGUCUGGGAUACGGGUCCUAGUCUACAGUGGAGAUCAAGACUCCGUGGUUCCACUCACCGGAACACGAACAAUCGUGAAUGUCCUGGCAAAGAAACUGGGACUGAACAUGUCUGGACAGUAUAGAGCUUGGUACGAGGGAAGACAGGUUGGUGGAUGGAUACAAGAUUACGGGAGACAUUUGUCGUUCGCGACCAUAAGAGGGGCAUCGCAUCAAGCUCCAUUUUCACAGCCAGAGAGAUCGCUCGUGCUCUUCGCAUCCUUCGUCCGAGGGAAGCCCUUGCCUGCAGCCCUCUCCUCCUCCACCUCUGAUGACCAAACUCCAUAAACAAUAGAUCCAAUAAACUCCCCUGCCCCGGUUGAUUCUGCCUCACAGGAAUGAGAAGAGAAUGUUCCUGUUGGAAGAGUGGAUCAAUCACUUGUGUUGUAUGCAAGUAUGUUAGUCGAAGUCAGUUGUUUUCUCUUAGACAGUUAAGUGUAUGUUUUAUUUGAAUUUAAAUUGUAACUGGCCGUAGGGGAGUUACUUGCAGUUAUCAUGUCUUUAUAUGUAUGGGAUGUUUCAGACAAUAAGAAGUUCCUGUCGAUGAAUGAUAGUUAAGCGUUCA
This is a messenger RNA of Punica granatum (pomegranate), 1724 nucleotides long. NCBI's taxonomy places the organism in Eukaryota, Viridiplantae, Streptophyta, Magnoliopsida, Myrtales, Lythraceae. The record is from RefSeq and is a predicted model, not a curated record.